Messenger RNA from Varanus komodoensis (Komodo dragon), 3597 nucleotides. It is a transcript of the gene CLSTN1, whose product is annotated as calsyntenin 1. Gene Ontology annotation, cellular component: postsynaptic membrane; cell surface. The coding region runs from base 139 to 2901 and encodes 920 amino acids. Lineage: Eukaryota; Metazoa; Chordata; Lepidosauria; Squamata; Varanidae. Gene Ontology annotation, molecular function: X11-like protein binding; calcium ion binding; kinesin binding. The transcript is spliced from 19 exons. The record is from RefSeq and is a predicted model, not a curated record. Gene Ontology annotation, biological process: positive regulation of synaptic transmission; positive regulation of synapse assembly; homophilic cell-cell adhesion.
UGCCUCCUGGCCGCGCUGCUCUGCGCGGGGAUCCGCGGCGCCCGAGUUAACAAGCACAAACCAUGGAUCGAAACGACCUACCAUGGCAUAGUAACAGAAAACGACAACACAGUUCUGUUGGACCCCCCCUUAAUAGCGAUGGAUAAAGAUGCACCUCUCCGUUUUGCAGAGAGUUUUGAGGUGACAGUCACCAAAGAAGGUGAGAUUUGUGGAUUUAAAAUUCACGGGCAAAAUGUCCCCUUUGAAGCGGUGGUGGUGGAUAAAGCCACUGGCGAGGGAAUGGUCCGAUCCAAAGAGAAGCUGGACUGUGAGCUGCAGAAGGACUAUACGUUCACCAUCCAGGCCUACGACUGUGGGAAGGGACCGGAUGGAGCCAAUAUGAAAAAGUCCCACAAAGCGACGGUGCAUAUCCAGGUGAACGACGUCAACGAGUACGCCCCGGUGUUCAAGGAGAAGUCCUACAAAGCCACCGUGAUUGAAGGGAAGAGGUACGACAACAUCCUGAAAGUGGAAGCGGUGGACGCCGACUGUUCUCCCCAGUUCAGCCAGAUCUGCAGCUACGAAAUCGUGACUCCCGAUGUCCCCUUUGCUAUUGACAAAGACGGUUACAUAAAGAACACCGAGAAACUGAACUACGGGAAGGAGCACCAGUAUAAGCUCACCGUGACUGCCUACGAUUGCGGGAAGAAGAGGGCUGCUGAGGAUGUGCUCGUGAAAAUCAGCAUCAAGCCAACGUGCAAGCCGGGCUGGCAAGGCUGGAGCAAAAGAAUGGAAUAUGAACCUGGGACUGGCGCGCUCGCCCUCUUCCCCAAUAUCCACCUGGAGACCUGCGACGAGCCCAUCACGUCCGUGCAGGCGACUGUGGAGCUGGAGACAAACCACAUCGGGAAGGGAUGUGACCGGGACACUUACUCUGAGAAAUCUCUCCACAGGCUCUGUGGUGCUUCCUCCAGCACCGUGGAGCUGCUUCCUCCUCCGAGCACUGCGGCCAACUGGACAAUAGGGCUUCCCACGGACAACGGCCACGACAGCGACCUGGUCUUCGAGUUCAACGGCACCCAGGCAGUGAAGGUUCCAGACAGCGUGGUCACCAUCAACAUGAAAGAGCCGUUUGUCAUCUCUGUGUGGAUGAGACACGGGCCCGGGACCAAGGAGAAGGAGACCGUUCUCUGCAACUCGGACAAAACAGACAUGAACCGCCACCACUACUCCCUGUACGUGCACAACUGUCGGCUCGUGUUCCUCUUCCGCCAAGAUCCCUCCGAGGGGCAGAGCUACAAGCCAGCGGAGUUCCACUGGAAGCUGAACCAGGUGUGUGACAAGGAAUGGCAUCAUUAUGUCCUCAACGUGGAAUUCCCCGCGGUGACGCUCUACGUGGACGGCGUUUCCUUCGAUCCGUUCCCUGUGACCGAGGACUAUCCUCUUCAUCCGUCCAAAAUAGAAUCCCAGCUGGUGGUUGGCGCCUGUUGGCAAGAAUAUACAGGAAAUGAGAAUGACACAGAAAAAGCGACCGAGACUCCUGCAGGUGGUGAGCUCCGCCUGACCCAGUUCUUCCGAGGCAACCUGGCCGGCUUAAUGAUCCGCUCGGGCAAGCUGGACAACAAGAAAGUGAUCGACUGCCUUUACACCUGCAAAGAAGGGCUGGAAUUGCAGACAGCCGACGGCGGCGUCAGCAAAGGCCUCAAGGUCCACAUGAGCCCCAGCCAGUCAGUCCUGACCCUGGAAGGAGACGACAUCGACCGCUUCGACAAGGCCAUGCAGCAUGUUGCCUACCUGAACUCGCGCCAGUUCCCCACGCCCGGCAUCCGGAGGAUCAAGGUCACGAGCACAGUGAAGUGCUCCAGCGAGGAAGCCUGCAUCGCCGUGCCCUCCGUCGAGGGCUAUGUCAUGGUCCUGCAGCCUGAAGAGCCCAAGAUCAGCCUGAGUGGCAUCAACCACUUUGCCCGCUCGGCGUCGGAGUUCGAGAGCCCCGGAGGGGUCUCCCUCUUCCCCGAACUUCGCAUCAUCAGUACCAUCACGCGGGAGGUGGAGCCGGAGGGGGAUGAAGAUGAGGAUCCCACAGUCCAGGAAUCGCUUGUCUCUGAGGAGAUCAUGCACAAUCUGGAUACCUGCGAGGUCACUGUGCUUGGGGAUGAGCUCAGCCCGGAGCAGGAGAGCUUGGAGGUGGAUGUGGCUCGGCUGCAGCAGAAGGGGAUGGAGAUGAGCAAUUCCAACCUCGGCAUGAUCAUUACUGGGGUCGACACGAUGGCCAGUUACGAGGAGGUCUUGCACCUGAUCCGCUACCGCAACUGGUACGCUGUCUCGCUCUUCGACCGGAAGUUCAAGCUGGUCUGCUCGGAGCUCAACGGCCGUUACGUCAGCAACGAAUUUAAAGUGGAGGUGAACGUGAUCCACACCGCCAACCCCGUGGAUCACGCCAGCCACCUCGCCGCCCAGCAGCCCCAGUUCCUCCAGCCGGUCCACCACUCCUUUGUCGACCUCUCCGGCCACAACCUCGCCAGCCCGCACCCCGGGUUCUCAGUGGUCCCCAGCACCGCCACCGUCGUCAUCGUGGUCUGCGUGAGCUUCCUUGUGUUCAUGAUCAUCCUGGGAGUCUUCCGGAUCCGAGCCGCCCACCAGCGCACCAUGCGGGACCAGGAUUCCGGGAAGGAGAACGAGAUGGACUGGGAUGACUCCGCCUUGACCAUUACUGUCAACCCCAUGGAGACCUACGAGGACCAGCACAGCAGCGAGGAGGAGGAGGAAGAGGAGGAGGAGAGCGAGGAUGGCGAGGAGGAAGACGACAUCACGAGCGCCGAGUCGGAGAGCAGUGAGGAAGAGGAGGGCGAGCAGGAGGAAGACCAGCAGAACGCAAACAGGCAGCAGCAGCUGGAAUGGGACGACUCCACCCUGACCUACUGAUCCCCAGCCCUCUAGGGGCCGCCGCCGCCGCCCUCCAUUUUCUUUUGUCUGCUCUUCUGCCCUAGAAGACUCCCCUGCAACCCGCCCACCGCUCCUGAGGCCCCCUGGCACCAGCCGGCCACGUGGCCCAGCCGCCCCGUCCUGCUGUGUCCGUCUCCCUUUCUCUUUGGCCAGUCCCCUUAAAAAGCCCCACCUCUAGCAAGAGAGCAAGCCCUUCCCUCCCUCACCCGCCCCCCAGGGACCGGAUGGCAAAGAUCGUUUCGAAUCCUCGUUUUGCAAGGGACUGCCUUGUAUUCCGCUCCUGGGGUCCUUUCGCACAAGGGACGUGACCGCCCUGGCACACGCGACGGCCGACUCCUUGGCUUUAAUGUUAUUUUUGGCUGGGUGCUAUGCUUCUGCUGCGUUCUUGCUGCUCAUGCUUUCCUGGGGAAACCAUAAUGCCAAGACCAUUUGGUGACAAAGGGUUAACCGUUUCCUUUUUUUUAAUUUGGGGGGCUUUGGUGGGGGCGGCGAGGGUUUGUGGCUCCUUCCAUCCCUUGUGAAUCUUUUUAAGAUACUUUUUUUUUCUCCUCCCAAACUCUAGUGCAUGUGUAAAGUGGCAGAAUGAGGUUACUAUGUAGAAGAUUAACAGACUUUUUAAUAUUUGUAAAUAUAUUGGAAUUAUGUAAUUACGUCACUUGUGGUAGUGAAAACAGG